AUGGGGAUAAUUCUUUCAGCAGAAAUAUAUCUGUUCCCACUUCAAGUUCAACACAGCAACGUAUAUGUACCAAUCGAUGAAAAAUCUCGUGAAGUGAAUUGCCGACGGGCAACCGUUGAAUUCGGGAAUGAACCGGCAGACAAAGGACAGGACCACCAGCGAUCACAGGACAAAAUCAACGCCUUUGGGGAUCUUUCCGAUUGGUGUGCAGCAGCAAAUUUCUCAAGUAAGAACUCAUUCCAACAACCCUGA
Messenger RNA from Cooperia oncophora, 252 nucleotides. NCBI's taxonomy places the organism in Eukaryota, Metazoa, Nematoda, Chromadorea, Rhabditida, Trichostrongylidae. The record is from the annotation of a GenBank genome assembly.